Porites lobata is the source of this 9102-nucleotide messenger RNA. Lineage: Eukaryota; Metazoa; Cnidaria; Anthozoa; Scleractinia; Poritidae. The record is from the annotation of a GenBank genome assembly.
AAUUCUAGUUUCUUGUUUCAUCAUAGACUUUCUCCACUUCAGCCAAAAAAUCGUAUAACUGAAGGAUUCUCGGCUUAAAUAAUGUCUUCAGAGAAGUUUGAAGACCUCGAAGAUGAACUGAAAACUCUACAAGAAGAUAUAAGUGGGAAAAUAACCAACAAAAUCCCAAGAUUAACUGGAGGUAAGGGCGAGCAGCCGCUUGUUUUCGAUCUCUCUGUCUGUUUCAAAAACCUUUAUCUUAAUAAUUUUAAGUUUUUAUUCAAGUGUUUAUCACAUAAAUGCCUUUUUUGUAUCUACCAGAGUUAAGGAAAAGUACAAUACGGGAGGUGGAAAAAAAGAUUGAAGAUGCAAAACUAAUUGUAAGUGUUGCCCUAAAACAGCCCAAAAAAUGCGAACGGUAACCACCAUAUUUUAUUAGAGCUUAAAGAUUGUUUAAGCUAAAUUCAGCUGUUGUAUUAUUUCCAGUUAGUUGUUAAUAUUGUUGAUACCUUUUUUUAAAUCAUUUGCCUGUUUAAAUUUAUCAUUUCUUUUGUGUUUACACUCCGACUUUGGAUAAAGUUUAUAUCUGUCGUGUCACGUGAGCUCAGUAAAAGGUGAUAUCAUAGUAAAAUGAUGGGGGAGGGGUCAUCUGGGUAUAGAUUUUACCUUGUCAUUUAUAUUUUACUGGAACGGGUAAGAUUGAUAAAGCAAGUUCAGUUUUUCCAACCCUGUCUUAUUUUAUGAAACAAAAAAGUGAAAUCCUCACGUUUUGAGGGGACGUGGGGGUUUACUUUAUUGCGGUAUUGGGCUUUUUUUCAAACGGUAUUUCAGUAAUUUUGAUUUUAAUGGGCGGUAUUGUGGUAUCAUGUAGCCCUACGGUAUGCGGUUUUUUAUCCUUCUGGCUAACAGUAUUCGGUAAAAGAAGAUCCUUCACAGUAUUAUGGUACCGUUCAUUUGCGUCCUCCUGUCUAAUGCAGGUCAAUAUUUGGAAAACUUUACUUCACUUAACAGUAAAUGAUUACACAAUUUGUGACAGUUAAUGUACAGUGGAAUUGUCAUUGGAUCUAAUGAUCUGGCUUUUCGAUCGUUGCACCGAUAAAUUGGAGGUCUUCUCACGUUUUCUAGCAAUGGCUGAGGUUGAUUUCUUGUGCAUACAUGCUUGAGUUAAACAAACACGCGGAAUGGAUACAACUUUAAGUAAGCGUGACCAAUCAUAAAUGCAGUAUCGGUAUUUCGUCUAUUCUCAACACAGUACAGUGAAACCUACAACUAUAUUAAGCAGACAGUGGCUGAAGUCCCCAAAUUUAUUUUCCUUAUAAUUUACUUUAAAUGAAACCUUUAUUAAGCAGACACCUCUAUUAAGUGGACGCAGACACCUAAAAAGUACCUAUUGUUACCAACUGUAUUAAACGGACACUUGUAAUCAAAUUCCACCACCCAACAUGCCAGAAACCGGAAAUGCGAAAGAUUGCCACCCACAAAUUUUCAUUUUUUACCUUAAAAACGUGACUUGACGAACUGUUUUGAUUAGUUUCACAGUACAGUUAUGUUUUCUAUUUUGUUUUGUUUGUAUAGAGCUUGUUUCACUCAUCUGAUUUCUUCAAAUUUGAGUUGCAAUCUGUGUUUAUGGUACUUUGAUCAACUGGUCCACUUAAAUAAAGAAAUUAAUGCAAACGAUAGUCUCUGGGAGUAUUCUAAACCUUUCCACUGUUCAUUUGAAUGGCAUUUGACACCUCAUAUGACAUUAUCUAUUGAAACCUGUAUUAGGCGGACACCCUGUAUUAGGCGGACACUACAGCAUUCCCGGAGGGUGUCGGCUUAAUACAGGUUUCACUGUAUUUUGGUAUUUGCCAAUUUUUCCUGCGAUAUUGGGUACCCCCCAAUGUCCCCCUCCUUUUAUACUGCAUUCAGCACUGAUUGCAGCAAAGUAAGCCUGUUUAGAAAUUGCAGGCGUUGUAUUGGCAAUAAAUAAAAAUUAUCAAUAACAAUUAAGUCUUUAUUCUUCUUCAAAUAUCUUUGAACAUCUUUUCAGUUUAUUCCCAUCGCAGAAAUAAUAUUACAUUAUUCUGUGUUCAAUAAAUUAACGAUUUUUAAGCAUCUUUUUCUUUCCAGCAAAAUUGCGGCAAAGGCUGUUUAUACUCAGAGCCUUUGAUUAUUUAUUUAUAUUAUUAUUGACUUUGUUAGAUUGAGGAGAUGGAAGAAGAAGCCAGCUUUGCUCCUGGUGCUUACAGGAAUUCCUUGAUGUCCAAAGUACGAAACCACAGAAGAAAUCUUGAUCAACUCAGAAGGGAUCUGGUAAGGUUAAAUUGUUUGAAUAGUAAUAUUAUUUCUGUUGUUCAGAACUGUCAUUAAGAGGAGGGGGCUGGGGAUUUUCCCCGGCUACCAUCAACGUGGCCCCCGGCUACUUUCAAAGGAAAAUGGAAGAAAAAUAGAAAGAAAAAGAAUCCCUAGCUGUUUGAUUCCCCGCCUACUUUUUGUAUUUGCCUGGCAACUAGAAAUCUUAGUGACAACCCUGGUUGUUGAUAUGAUAAUGAAGAACAUUUUGCAGAUUUUGUAUCCUUUUUGUUUUUUUAAUUCAGGCAAAACCAAGUGGGCAAGUAAAUGUGUCAUUUGGAAGAGAAGAACUUUUUGAUUCAGAUCCUAUGGUAAGCUAAUAUUAUUAACCCCCACACAGUUAACAUGAAAUUUUCAAAUAUCAGAUUGUGUUCCAAAAAGAAGUUUAAGAAUGAAAUUCCCAUGCUAAAUUUUAUAGAGCUAAAGUGCUAAACUGAUACAAACAUUGCACUAGUUGUUAUGUGGCUAAAUGUAAUUUAAGAAUAGUUAAACAUGAGACAGUGCUGGAUAGCGGUCUCCCAUCUUUUAUUACCUAUGUAGGGCAGUCUUUGGGAAUUUGCAGGGCUCUAGUCAUUUUACAGCACUUUCAUUGAGGUCAAUCAUUUCACUCAUAUUGCCCUCAGUUGUCAGUCACUUCAGUUGGUUUUGCUCCCCCCCCUUCCCUCUGCAGCUGGAUGUCCCUUGGUAAGUCUCUACAAAACUCUCCACUGAGAUUUUCAGUGUAACAGUGCAUGGUGGUUACCACUCACAGGGUUAUCAAACAGUGCAAGGUCACAUGGUUGAAAAAUACAUAUAUUAAAUUGAGCAUUGACGAGUCACACCCCUAAGUUGGACAAUAUUGCCAUUAGAAUAUAUGAUUUGAAAAAUCUCAGCAAAAAUUUUUUUAAAAUGUUAUUGCUAUCCUAAACUAACUAAUAAUUCAUUUCAGAAACGCUUUUAAAUUUGUACAAGAAACUAAUUUACUUCUAUGGCAUUAUUUCAUUAGGCUCCUCAGAGAAACAAAGUGAUGCGUGGAACUGAGACUUUAAACAGAGCCUCAGAAAGUAUUGCAAGAUCUACCAGAGUUGCUGUAGAGACUGGUAGGUUUAUUAACACAUAGAUUCAGGGCUGUACUCUAGCUGGGAUCUUGACUGUUUACAAGCAGUCAUUACAGCUGCUAAAGGAGGAUCAAGAAGCUACCAUGAGCCUACCUCUCCCAACAGUUACUGUGGUACCCUGGACCAAUACCAGACCUUGGCAUUGUGGCAUUGUGGCAUUGCCCCACUUUUUUGGGAAGUGCCGCACCAUUAUAUAAUUAGCCCGAGGGGUUCCAAGGGCACCAAGAAGGAAAAAAAAAACAUAAUUAUCACAAAACGUAUGUAAGCAUCCAUACACAUACAUACAUUUCCUUAUAAUAUACAGCUGUAAGCCAAAAUUUAAUUGAAAACACUCAUCAUUAUCUAAUACUCUGACCUGUGAAAACAUUGAGUUAACUGUAUCUAAAAAUUGUGACCUGCUUUUCUCCCUCAUGACCCCCUUUUAGCUUUUCUAUGGGUCCUGUGGACCCCAGUGUACAAAAUCCUGGUAAGAACACUGGGCAUUAAACUGUAGACCCUUUCUCACAACCCUAGCACAUAAUUAUUAUAAAUUCUGUGGGGCCUUAAAGAACCAACGCACUUUUCAUCAAAAGUAUGAGAUGUAGUAUCCGGUGUGCUGGUGCAUGGCUUGAAAUAACGGACAGUCAACAACCAACGUCUGGACAGAUUGAGGAUUUGUCCGGUCAACCUUUCAUCUUGCCGGUCAUGUUGACCGGUCAGUUAGAUCAUAUUAAAAAUGAAAUAAAUUAAAAUUUCCAUGCUGUUCAGUUAUUUCAGUUGUUAUCAGUAUAAUAUGGCAAGUCAGUGUAUUGCAGAACUUUAAACUGAAAUCCUGGGUGAAAUGCAACUAGAAGUGUGUUUAGAAUUUGCACAUUGAAACAGACAUCAGGGUUCAUGCACCUGCAGAAAACUGAAAUCAUUAUAUUUAGAGGUGCCAGGCCAAUUGAAUUUGUAGGAUAAUGAUAUUUAAUGUGUUACGGGUUAGCGUUACAGUCAGUGUUCCUAUUAAUACACAUUAUACUACUACAUCAGAAAUUCCUGCAAUUUGAUUGGUUUAGAGCAGUGGUAUUUCAGCUUAAUUUGAAAUACCUACAUGUGAAAAUUACAAACCUUUUGUGGGUAGUAGUAUAAACAAAUAAUAGCAUGAUUUGUACUUGAUAUUUGGCAUAAAUACCACUUGUGAUAUUUCAAAAUUGUCUCAAAUUUCACUCGCCUAACGGCUUGUGAAAUUACGUAUAAAAAUUUCGAAAUAUCACUCGUGGUAUUUAUGCCAAAUAUCACUACAAAUCAUUCUAUUACCUAUGCUAAGCUUAUAGUUUCAUUUCUCCACUGUAAUUUAUUUUUAUUGUUGACAAUGAGUGGUUUAAAGUGAGAUUCUAGCUCUAAGCAAUGACUUUUUUGAAAAUGUAUAGCACUAGUUUUGAUUCAUGGGACCCUGUUUUUAGAGUUAUUUAUCUUAUAAAUUUGCCUGGCCAGAAAGGAUGCGUGACCAAGCUAAAAUGAUUUUGGCCAGUCAUUGUGUCCAGAUACUCCCAGAAAAAAAUCUUUCAAGCCCUGUGGUGUAUCUCUGAUUCACUCUCACAUUUAGGGGGCAUCACCAUUGCUUUUAAUAAUUACUUGUAAAGUGAACCAUAAGCAGUCUGGCAAAAGUCCCCCAACCAGUGUUUGUAAAGUAUCACUGAAAAGCCCUGAGGGGAGUGAAUAAUACUUAAUAUAUUUACUGAAUUGACAAUUAUUUUUACAAUUGUCAAAGGCUUUCCAUUGUUAAUACAUUGUUUUUGCUGAUCUACAUGUACAUAUUUCUUGUAGAACAAAUUGGUGGUGAAAUAAUUGAAGAGUUAGGUGAUCAAAGAGAGGCACUAGAGAGAACAAGAGAUAGGGUGAAGACAAUCUCGAAUUUAUAUUCAUGGCUUUUACAACCAUAAAAUUAUCACAUACCUUAUUGCUUAAAGUAAAUAUUAUUGUUUAUUUUUUCUGUAGCUCAAGGAUGUUGAUCAAGGCCUGGGUAAAAGCAAGAGAAUUUUAAAUAGUAUGGCUAUCAGGUAACAUAAAACAAAAAACCUUUUCAAUUGAUAUUAUUUCUGCUAGUAUCUAUUAAAGAGUGGUACUCUAAGGGUGUUCACCAAAAGUCAGGACUGGCCAGUGGAACUGGUCAUUUCAAAAAUAAGGUCUUUUCUCAUUUUCACUUAAAACCUGUCUCUGCAGUACAUACUGUCAAGGAACAGGCUUUUUUGGUGGGACCAUCUUAAAAUAUAAUGGCUUAGUUGUUGUCAUUGUUGCUAAGAUCACCCCUUUAAGGAAAAUUUGAAGGAGCUCAUAAUUUACAACAAAAGCUAGGAAGCUAGAAGCCCACUAGAAAGAACAGAUGUAGUAUUAUUUCAAAGGGUUUCAAUGACUGAUGGAAGUGAAAAGUUGUCUUAGUGUCGAGAGGGUCAUGAUUCCUCAGGAAAUUCUACUUGAAGUUUUAUUCCUCUUAAAUGUCAUUUCCGCCAUUCUGGCUCUGUAGAGUGUCAAGCCGCUUACCUAGGCCACUAGUUUAUUUGCUUCAUUCCGAGCAAGAGAGACUUAUACUCACAGUCUACCUAUUAAUAUUUUGAUGAUAUUGCAAUAUUUGUAUUAGAGAUUUCUCAGCUAAGACAGUUCUACUGAAAUCCCUUGGACACCUCUAGAUCUACCACAGGCCAAGUAUGUGACAGGCCAGAAAAAUAUAUUGUCAACUCUCAGUCUUAGAUGGACACUGUUGGGAUCAGCAAUAGGGCUCUGUUAACCCUUCAAGUCACAAGAAUGACUAAUGUCAAUUUUUCUUGUUACAUUUUCAAUACAUCAGAAUUAAUUAAAUGAUCAAUCCCACAACUGAUAGUUAUUCUCUAAGAAGAUGUAUGGAAAUCAGUCUGGAGAAUUUGUAUUACUCUGUGAUAUAAGGGCUUAAAGAAAGGGUUAUCAGUGUAUUGUUGGCUGCCCCCGUAGUGAUGUCAAGGAAGAUAACUGAAUUACAAAAAUAAUGGCAGGGAACAACACUACAUACAUGUAUCCAUAUUUCAGGGAGAUGUUAUCCUGGCAGGAAUAGCUCAGUUGGUAGAGUAGGAGGUAGCGGGUUUGAUUCCUAGGAUGGAACCAGUUCUCAGGGUCUUACAUUUGUAAAAUAACUGGGAAAUUGGAAAAUGAAAGAACUGCCUUUGCCCUGCUAAUGGAUAGACCUUGGGGCUUCGUGUGGCUCUGAAAUUACUGAAAUUACCGUGCUAUUACAUUGGCACUCAAAAAUAGGACUUUUUUUGUAUGCCUCUCAAAGCAGUUUAUUGGGUGUCCCAGGCCACUGGACUCCGGUUAGGCAAAAUCCUUUCAACAAGUCGUACUUUUAAUUUAUUUUGUUGGUUACAUGAUGUGGUUGUAUUUUAUCCUUAGUUUAAAUUUUAUUUUCUUUUGUUUUUGGAUAUUAUAAUAAUAAUAAAUUAUAAAUGUCUUUAUUUCGCCCGUUAAAGAUUAUACAUAACAAACGUUACAGAGAGUAAAAGUAUACAAAUCAUGAAAAUCGCACAGAUCAUUUACAAUUAUCAUAAUUUAUAAAACCUGAUUAAACAUUGGGUAUCUAGUAUAUUGUUAAAUUGCCAAGUUGUAUUGAAACCUUAUUCUAUUAAAAUAGCAAUUUUUAAAACGUUCUGUAUUAAUACGCGGUAAUUGACUUGUUUGUGAUCUUAACUUGUUAGAUGACUCUUUGACUUUCGGCAAAAGGGCAUAUAAUGGAUGGUUAACAUUGUUCUUAAUUUUGGUGAACAACCUGCGGUCACACUUCUCUAAAAGGUCAUAGAUAUUAAUUAACUCAGAAGAGUGAUGUCGCUUAUUGCUUAUGGUCAUGUAAGAUAAUGAUUUUGAAACAAAAUAAAAUAAAAUAAAUAUUUAGACCAAGGAUAAAAUUGAACCACAACAUAAACAUGUAGGCAUGUAUGUUUGACCAAGACGGCUCAGCCAUCUUGACUGAACAAGCUUGGUUGAAAUGAAAGAUUUAUUGUAUGGCCAGAACAAAGAUUAAUCUUUUCUUGUGGAAGUAAGCAGGAAAUUGUUCAAUCAUUGUAUGUUUACAUGCAUGUGACUUGAUCCUAAACUAUUUUGGUUUUCUUUUAUUUCAGGAUUGCAACAAACAAGUUGAUAUUGCUUUGCAUUAUCUUGGUAGAGUUGGCCAUUUUGGCUGCUGUUGUAUAUAUAAGGUUUUUUAAGAAAUCAAAGUCAAAAAAGAAUUAGUUAACUCAAAGUUCUUUUGAUUAUCUCGCAGUGUCAUGUGCUACAUCAUUUACCACUCAAUAAAGCUUCAUUUAAGUUUUUGACCAUAUUUUUUUAGCAAACUUUCUGGUGGCCUUGCAAAGAAUCUUCUAUGUGGUCAUGAUGAAACACAUGAACUGUUGAAGUUAAAAUGUAAUUUUGUAGCUUGAACUCAGCAUAAUUAGAAAAAAAAAUCUCACGGGGGUUGAAAAAUGAAAAAACUGAAUUUCAGUUUGCCCUGCAGGCAAGAACCUUUAAGAUUUUCUCACUUUAUGAUUUAGAUUUAGAUGAUUUGCCUGGAUCUUUGGUCAUUGGGCAAAGGAGAAUGUAAAGAUGCUUGCCCAGCAGGAAAAUCUACUUUACCCAUAUAACUGUGUAGAACUUUUUUCAAGCCCUGAUUUCAGAUAAGAUAGUCUCACCGUGGUAGAUCUUUUGAUCGUCAGAUAAAUUUGUUUAGGCAAUUUCUAAUGGCCUAUUACUAUAGCUGAUACAAAAAGCUCACUAAGAGGGAAAUGUAGCUCAAAUUUAGAAGAUUUGUCUUGUUUUUUUGAUGUUAAGCCAUAAUUUAAUCAGUGGUGGAUCCAGGGGAGGAGCCUGCCCUCCCCCCUAUUUUUAGACCAAACUGAGGCCAGAAGGGCUAAAAAAAAUUUUUGGGAGACCCCUCCCCCCCUUAUCUAAGGAUCUGGAUGACCACCCCCUGCUUAUCUCAAGGUCUGGAUUCGGCACUGUUCAAUAGCCCUGAAAAAGUGUUUCUAAGCAAAUAUUAGGGGUGGCGAAUGGUACCUCGAAAAACGUGGGUCUCGGAAAAUUUUGGCAGGAUCUCGAAAUCUCGGAAGCGUUUUAGGUAAGUCUCGAAGUCUCGUUUUUUCAUGGUUUGCUUUUACUCUUUUUGAGUCUCGAAACUUUUCACCAAAGAGUCUCGGGCUCGGAUUUCUAACUAGGAUCUCGGCGUCUCGGCGAGUCUCGGAUUUUACCAUUCGCCACCCCUAAUAUUGUUUCUUUCCUUGAACGUUGUCAGGGCUCAAGAUCUUUAAAAAAUUUAAGAAAUCCAAUUUAUAUAUAGGAAGUUAAUUAUUGCUCUAAUGAAGUCAUUCAAAAGCAGCUGAUCAUCAUUUUCAUCAGACAGCUUUUUUCUGCAUUGUUCAUAUUGUCUUUUUUUGUUUGUUUUUCCAAAGUAAUAAUACGCAAUUUACAUUCAUGUCAAUUAAUAUCUCCAUUAAUAUGUGCAAUGAGCUUGCAUAUAUUAUUGCAAUACCCAACUCAUGAAUAUUACUAUGAAAUGAACCAAACAAAAUUUUCCUUACAGGUCAGGGCAUGCUUCUUUUAGACAUGUUUCAUGGCAAUACAUCAGGUUUUCAAAUGAGGCCAUGUAAGUGCAAAAUCUUUCAUGUAAAAAAAUGAGUCUCAUUGAAAUAUUAUAAUGAUAAAAUUUUUUUUAUAUCAAAGAUUUCGUGCGUAU